CCAUGCUGAAUGUUGUGCAAUAUUUAAGGAAACAGAAGCGGCCACAAGACAGGUUUGUCACAAAUUGAUUUAUUUUUUUUUAUAGUUCUUAUUUCCAUUUAUUCUAAUUUUUUUUUUUGAAGACAAGAAAAUUAUUAGAAAACAAAAUAAUAGAUAUGGUUUAAAAUAUUUUUUUAAAUUGAUUUUCAUUUAAUUGUACACCCCCACCCCCCAAAUGAAAAAUCAAUAAUGCUUAUUACUGUUAUAUAAACUUAACACUGCGUGCUUAGAUUUCCCACUUUCUGUUUUGUGCCAGUGAUGAAGUACCAGAGACAGCAUGGAACAACAACUUCUGGCUUGACAUCAAUUACCUGGAGGUGGCAGGGGCGGCCCAGUAUUGUGGGGCCAAUUUUUCCACUGUUCUCUUCGCAGAAAUUUGGUGGGACAUCAAGCAGUGAGUCAUGUCUUGAGUCACCUUGAGCUGUACUUCAAAGCAACGUCAAUGUGUCCUACACUGCACAUUUCAUGAGUUAGUUAUUUCAUUUUGUGCACCUGCUGCUGUAAAUCCUUUCAUCUGCUGGGAGAAGAAUUUUUGCUUUGUUUAAAACAUUUUACCUUGAUUUUUCCCAUCAAAAAAAGGACUAAGAGUAGCAAAUGUAGGAAUAUAUGAAUCAGGCUUUCUCAACUUUUGCACUGCCUACAUAUGAAUUAUCUUUCAACUUUCCAUUUGUACUUCCUUAUGUUUCUUUGUCAUAGUUUGAUCUCUUUGUUUGUUUGUUUUUUUUAUUUCCAAUAAUUGACAAAAGUUAAUACAUACUUAACCCACAAACUCUCAAAUGCAAAUGUGCUGUGGUCUUAACUCUUUUUAGUAUCAAUAAAAUACCCAGAGACCCAUAUAAGUAUAGAUAUUCUGAGAGUAAAUUGGAAAUGAAUCAUAUGGUACCCUUCAAUUUACGACAGUUAUAUUGCAACGUUAAAUUUAAGACGGUUGAUGGGUUUUAAAAAAAAAAAAUUGCAGCUUCUGGGCUAUUUACUUACAAACAUUUUUCUAACUGCACGGCAGACAGUAUUUACUGUCAAGUGCUUGAAACAUGUAUUUGAUUUAAAUUAUAACAUCAGCCAAGUGUCCAUGUUUGUCUGAUAGAACCAGUGGCUACGACACUUCAUUCAGCAACACCAGCAGCACAAGUUCUCCCAGCCAAGAUUCUCC
Lymnaea stagnalis (great pond snail) is the source of this 1189-nucleotide messenger RNA. The record is from the annotation of a GenBank genome assembly. Lineage: Eukaryota; Metazoa; Mollusca; Gastropoda; Lymnaeidae.